ACUGUUCCUGCUAUCUCUCUCACAGGACUGUUGGCAUUAUACAUGAACAUGUUGUUUGUGCCCUUGACAUUGGCCCUGUCAAUGUUUAAGUGAAUGCUUGAGAUAUAGUAUGACAUCAGACUAUGAUAACAAGUAACUAGGUUUUACAUUUUGACGGCUGCGUCUACAAUAACUGUGGUUGGGAAUAUUGUGAUAAAUAGCUAUGGAACUCACUACGAUUCUAAACAUACUACAGUGGAGUAUACGUUGUAAUGGAAGGAAAGACAAAUCGAGAAAUAUACUUCUGUCUCUUCGUACAAGAGUGUUUACACAAAUACUGUGUAUGCUGUUGUUAUGUGAAUAUAUGCCAUUUACAUUGUACAACCAACGUAGACAUAAACAAGUUUGUACAUUGAUAGGAAAUACCGUCAAAGGUCGAUACAAACUAACGUCACAUCACGUUUCGAUUUGGUCUUAUAUACUGGAAUCACUGUUAUCUGCGGCACAUCUACGUGUUAAGGAAAAUCUUUUGCAUAUUAGUAAAAGUGGGCAGUCACUUGACACAUCUCACCAACGAGCGAAAAAACUCCUCUUACCAAAUAUCGCAAAUGGCAAAAUAGUGUGUAAACAUAUAGAGAAAGGAAAAAUGAAACACUUACGGUCAUCGAAAGAGACAAUAGAAAAAUUUGUCCGAAGAAGGAAAACUUACAAACAUAUUUGCCUGAGUAAAGAAUCAGACCUUUUAAAUGGCGGGCAGAUGAUAACUGUGCUUUGUUGUUUUUCAUCAUCAAUCAAUACAAACAUUAGCGAGAUAUGUACGAACCAGACACACAAGGUUGUCUCUGUGAAACUUGAGUCACGUAGUACCACUUUGCAAAGCAUGGAAACACAAAUCCGUACAACAGUAAUGUAUUCGGAUACAGACAAUUGUACGAAAGGAAGACCAAUGUUUGAAGAAAGUAGAAAGUAUCUGCAAUCUAACAGGAUUUUCCAUCGAUAUAAAACUGAAUAUCAGUGUAUGGACAUUCCGCUGCAAAGACAAGCCUUGUCUAAUACUAUCACAGAAAUAAAACAGGAAGUAAUGUUAUCUUCAAAAGCAGAAAACAAAAGGUUAUAUCAAUACGGUAUAGAUAUGCAUCAAAACCUUCAGGUUUAUCCUGUUCAACAAUUUUCUUUGGAGCAGGCGUUUAUCUCAUGUGGUGAAGGAGGACAAACAAUUACGAACCCAGAGGUCUUCUUCUCAAACAACCUCACACGAUUGUCAUCCUACCGCAAUUUCCCAAGUAAAUUGGCACCUAGUGCUAUCAAACUGAGCAAUGCCGGAUUCUAUGCCACUGGGAAUGUUGACGAAACGGCUUGCUUUCACUGCGGCUGCAGAUACUCCAGAUGGAAUCCGAGUGAAGACCCCGUUCAAACACACGAAGAAAUUUCCCCAGAAUGUGAAUUCAUUCAAGAAAUAUUUGCUAACGAAGGUCGUAACGGAAAAGUGGGCUCUCAUGCUACAAAUGGAAUACUUUGUUCUGAGGAAACAGAGACGCUUUCUCGGCUGGAUCAGACUGGAGAUUCUUUGAUUGUAUAUGGGAAUGAACAUCUUGUCAGAAACACAAGCAUUGUAAAUAAGGAUAGUCUGAACGAAAGAAGUACCAGUCCCUGUAGUAACAUUAAAAUGGCAAACCCAACAGAAGAUUUCCAAAUGAAAAAACAUCAUUUUAAUGAUGGAAAAGGUUCUGAAUGUGCUUUUCACGCGGAAACACCAAACAUGACCUCAAUUGCUUGUGAACUUCAAAGCAUUUCUUUAGACAACGCUCCUUCCACUGUAUCUCUACCUGUUCCUUCAAAACCAAGCUCUACAUCAUUAUCUUGCAACUCCUGCUUUGAAAAGGUUCCAUUGAAUGACAAGUCUGUCCAGCAGAAGAAAAGAAGACACCUGGCUACUAAUGGUGAAACAGCUGUACAUGGAAAUUGGAAGCAAACAAAUCCGGACCUCAUACAUCCGCUGUUUCCACAAUAUAUAUCCUUGCCAGUGAGGAUGUCUUCCUUUGCAAAAUGGCCAACACAUGUAAAACAGACUGCAAAAGAAAUGUCGUUUGCGGGAUUCUUUUACAAAGGAUACGGCGAUGCAGUAGCCUGCUAUUGGUGUGGAGUUUGCAUUGUCAGUUGGGAGGAAGAAGAUGAGCCAUGCAUUGAGCAUGUUAAAUGGAAACCACUCUGUCCGUAUACAAUACAGACCAAAGGACAAGACUUUGUGGACCUUGUACUGGAGCAACAAGGGCGAUUAUACCAAGGAGACAAAAGUAUCGAUGACUACAACGUUGCAGAACAAACCCUUUCCUCAAAUAAUGCUGUCGAAGAAGUAAAAUACACAAAACUAAAAGAGAUGGGGUUUAAACAGAGAGAAAUUGACAUCGCUGUUUGUAAAGUGUCCAGACAAAAAGGUAACAAACUACUGAAAGACAUUGAUUUCUUUUAUAAAAGGCAUUUUCCUGCCGGUAUCGUACGGUUUAAUUUGUUUUAUAACAUACUGGACCGCUAUCAAGCGAGUAUUUAUAAGGUCUGCGUGAUAUAAACAGUAUAAACUUUGUUAUCGAUAGGACGACUCGAACCUGCGUGUACCAACACACCGUAUUUAAUCGCUUCUGGUGGUGACAAUUGCAAGCCUAUGUGUUUUUAAUAUUUGUUUUAGCGUAAACAAUGAUGAAACUCAUGCACAAGGAAUUUAUUGAAUGACAUUAUCCCGUUAAUGUUCAUACGAUCUACUUGCAAACCUGUUUACGGA
Molecule: messenger RNA, 2755 nt
Organism: Mizuhopecten yessoensis (Yesso scallop)
Lineage: Eukaryota; Metazoa; Mollusca; Bivalvia; Pectinida; Pectinidae
Exons: 4
Coding region: 203-2545 (780 amino acids)
Biological process (GO): regulation of cell cycle; negative regulation of apoptotic process
Cellular component (GO): nucleus; spindle microtubule; cytoplasm
Molecular function (GO): cysteine-type endopeptidase inhibitor activity involved in apoptotic process
Source: RefSeq, a predicted model, not a curated record